Molecule: messenger RNA, 1371 nt
Organism: Lycium barbarum (goji berry)
Lineage: Eukaryota; Viridiplantae; Streptophyta; Magnoliopsida; Solanales; Solanaceae
Product: probable serine/threonine-protein kinase PIX13
Exons: 5
Coding region: 202-975 (257 amino acids)
Biological process (GO): protein phosphorylation
Molecular function (GO): ATP binding; protein kinase activity
Source: RefSeq, a predicted model, not a curated record
AAGACGUCUCUCAGUUUUCAUUUGGCCAACUAUCUUUCCUCCUUCCUUCCUUCUCUCCUUCAAAGAAAUUAAUCCACACCACAACCUCAAGAAAACUACAAGCUAUUCACCAUAAAGAUUAUUACUAUUAAUUAGUAGCAGCACCGCAACUUGUUCUCCCGAAAAUAUUACAGAAAGAGCAAAGGAAAACCUGAAGAAAAAAUGGGAAAUUGUUGGCCAAAACCUGUAGAUGUUCUUCCUCCCACUUCCAAGUUUUCUAGCCCUCCUUCAGUGAUCAAGAAACAUGUCAGUACUCCUUCGGCAAGUAACACAAGGACGGUGGAGGCGCAGCCUAGCAGUGAUGGCGGUGAUGCGGCGAAAGUGGAAGUUCCGGCGAGUGGGAAAAUAAUUACUCCAAAUUUAAAAAUGUUUACUUUAGCAGAAUUGAAGAGUGCAACGAAGAAUUUUCGACCCGAUACAGUGUUAGGCGAAGGAGGAUUUGGUACCGUAUUUAAAGGAUGGGUUGAUGAUAAAACAUUUGCUCCUUCAAAAGUUGGAGUUGGUAUGCCAGUUGCUGUUAAAAAAUCAAAUCCUGAGAGUGAACAAGGUCUCAAGGAAUGGCAGGCUGAAGUAAAGUUUCUGGGAAAAUUUAGUCAUGCGAAUCUAGUUAAACUAAUUGGAUAUUGCUGGGAAGAAAAAACGUUCCUUCUUGUGUAUGAACACAUGCAGAAAGGAAGCUUAGAAAGUCAUCUUUUCAGAAAAGGUGCAGAAACAUUGUCGUGGGAUACAAGGUUGAAUAUAGCGAUAGGAGCAGCAAGAGGACUUGCUUUUUUACACACCACAGAGAAGCAAGUUAUUUACCGUGAUUUCAAAGCUGACAACAUUUUACUGGACGCGGACUAUAAUGCAAAGCUUUCUGAUUUUGGACUAGCUAAGAUGGGUCCAGUAAAUGGUGACUCACAUGUGACCACUAGAAUUGUUGGCACUUAUGGCUAAGGGUGGUAACCGGUUUGGUCUUACCGGUUUUAACCGGUAACCGGACCGGUUAAACCGGAACCGGAACCGGAACCGGUAGCACCGGUUAACCGGUUCCGGUUAACCGUUUAAUGGUUUACCGGUCCGGUUCCAAUAUUUUGGAAGAAUGUAAGGGUAUCAAGAUGAGAACGCGAGAAAAGAAAACCGCUCGGGAACAUCGAAAUCACAACAAUUCUGGGCAUCGGUCGCCUCUACACGUUAAGAAAACGGGUAGUGGUAAUUACAUUGGCAAUCAAGCACAUCAUGCUCCUAUCAACCGCAGCUACUGAAACUCGAAAGGGAGAUCCAAAUGAGUUUAUCGGUUAAAUGGCCCGUUACAAAUGUUCUUGUAGUUAUAUGAUCGAUUUCACAAAAGAA